AUGGCUUCCCCUUCCAAUAAGCCUCAUGCAGUUUGUCUUCCUUUGCCAGCUCAAAGCCAUAUAAAGGCAAUGCUCAAAUUAGCAAAACUUCUCCGCCAUAGAGGCUUUCACAUAACCUUUGUCAACACAGAGUUCAACCACAGGCGAUUUCUUAAAUCCCUUGGACCUAAUUCCCUUGAUGGCCUGCCUGAUUUUCAAUUCGAAACCAUUCCAGACGGCCAUCCAGAAUCAGAUGAAGAUGCCACCCAAGACUCCACUUUGCUUUGUGAGUCGUUUAGAAAUUUCUUGCUCUUGGCUCUGUUUCUUGAGCUCCUCGUAAAACUCAAUGAGACGGCAAGUAGUGUUCCUCCGGUGACUUGCAUAGUUUCAGACGGUUUCUUGUCCAUGUUCACAAUCACAGCAGCUGAAGAACUUGGAAUCCCUAUCACACUGUUUUACACUGUUGCUGCAAGCAGCUUCAUGGGCUUUAAACAGUAUCGCACUUUGAUGGAAAAAGGACUUGCCCCACCCAAAGAUGAGAGCUGUUUGAAAAAUGGGUAUUUGGACAAGGUCAUAGAUGGGAGUCCAGGGAUGAAAGAUAUUCGUCUAAGGGAUUUUCCAACCUUCAUCCAAACUACAAAUCAUGAUGACGUGUUGUUCAACUACUGCAUGGAAGCAACAGAUAAAGUUGAUAAAGCUUCAGCAGUUGUGCAUCUGAAAUUCGAAAUGGCUGGAUCUGGAAGCUCAGAGGCUAGAAUGCCCAUUUUCUCAGGUGAGAACUAUGAAUUUUGGAGGAUUAAGCUGGUAACCAUAUUCAAAUCAUAUGGUUUAUGGAGUUUGGUAGAGAAGGGGUUUUCAAUCCCAAAUUCAAAGAAGAAGAAGGAGUCUGAGGAUAUUUCAGACGAAGAGGUUGAUGAGAAAACAGCUGCGAUUCUCAUGAAGGAUGCGAAAGCAUUGGGUAUCAUUCAAAAUGCGUUUCUGAUCACAUUUUUCCACAGAUCGCAAAUGCAGAUUCUGCGAAGAUGGCUUGGGAAUUGCUAUAUGCUGAAUAUCAUGGUGGAGAGCAUGUCAGAUCGACUAACUGAAUUGAUUAACCAAAUGAAAACAUUUGGUGAAGUUCUGUCAAAUGAGAGGCAGGUUCAGAAGGUUUUAAUUAGUCUUAGUAAGAAGUAUGACCCUAUAUGCAUUGUGAUUGAAAACACAAAGACACUAGAAACUGUGGAGUUGCAGGAAGUGAUUGCCAUUUUGAAGAGUCAGGAGCAAAGGCUUGAAAUGCAUAGUGUUGAUACAGUUGAGAAGGCAUUUGCCACAUUCACUGUGAAUCCUAAAGGGAAGUCAUGGGAGGCAAAAGACAAGUCACAGCAGAAUAAUUAUUCUGCACAGAACCACACUCCAACACAGUUCUCAAACCAGGAAAAUACAAAGCCUCAAUGCAAGGUGUGUUCAAAGCAUCAUUUUGGUGAGUGCAGGUAUAAGGGAAAACCAAAAUGCUAUAACUGUGACAAAUUUGGACAUCUUGCUAGAGACUAUACAGUGAACAAGAAUGUGCAGAAGGCUAAUUGUGUAAAUCAAAUGGAGGAGACAGGGAACUUGUUUUAUGCAAAUUGCACAACCACUGAGACCAAAACCAGUGGAGAGUGGUAUGUUGAUAGUGGCUGCAGUAACCAUAUGACAGGAAACUUAGAGUUGCUGGUUGAUGUGAGAACUAAUGUGGCUGGGAAAGUACAUAUGCCAACUGGUGCACUUGUGAAUGUAGCUGGUAUUGGCUCACUGAGGAUUGAUAUAGUAAAGGGCAGAAAAUACAUCAGAGAAGUAAUGUAUCUGCCAGGAUUGAAAGAAAAUCUGCUAAGUGUUGGGCAGAUGGAUGAGCAUGGGUACUGUCUGGUGUUUGGAGAAGGGAUGUGCAGGGUAUUUGAUAGUCCAUCCAUGGAUUAUCUCAUCAUCAAAGAAUGUUUUCCAAAAGAACAAGCUCAAAGAGCAAGCAAAGCACUCGAGCUAGUACAUGUAGAUCUCUGUGGUCCCAUGAGAAACGAAUCUGUUGCAAGGAACAGAUACUUUAUGCUGAUUAUAGACGAUUUCACAAGGAUGAUUUGGGUAUACUUCUUGAGAAACAAGUCAGAAGCCUUCUGUUGUUUCAAGAAGUUCAAGUCCAUGACUAAAUUACAAACUGGACACAAGGUGCAAUGCAUAAGAAGUGACAGAGGUGGAGAGUUUCUGUCUACUGAAUUUGUGGAGUUUUGUGAAGCUCAUGGUAUUCAAAGGCAGCUUACAAUGGCCUAUACUCCUCAGCAGAAUGGAGUAGUUGAGAGGAAGAAUAGGACUGUCAUUGAGAUGGCAAAAUCAAUGUUACAUGAGAAGGGAAUGCCUUAUUUUCUAGGGAAAGCUGUGCAUACAUCUGUCUAUUUGCUGAACAGAUGUCCUACCAAAGCUCUGCACAACAUUACUCCAUUCGAAGCAUAUAGUGGAAGGAAGCCUAGAAUUGCACAUCUGAAAGUGUUUGGUUCUCUAUGUUAUGUUCAUGUGCCAGCUGAAUUGAGACACAAGCUGGAUCCUAAGAGCACAAAGGGAGUGGAUGUGACAUUUGAUGAAGAAGGUGCUUGGCAUUGGACAGACAACAAUGGUUCAGUUAUGACACCAUACACAAUUGAAAACCAAGUAGACUUGGACUUGCAAUCUGACAAGUCUAAUGGGAACUCUACUGGUACACCCCAAACUUUGGAUAUGCAGGAGAGAACUUCAUCAACUCCAUGUGAUAUAAGCAGUGAAGAAAGGAGAACUCAAGCUUAUGAUCACACUCCUUUAAAAUGGAGAAAGCUUGAUGAUGUUCUGGCUCAGUGUAACCUGUGUAUCAUGGAACCAGAAAAAUAUGCUGAUGCUGCUCAGGAUGAAUCUUGGCUUAAGGCUAUGAAAGAUGAAUUGCAGAUGAUUGAAAAGAAUGGAACAUGGGAAUUGGUGGACAGACCAACUGAAAAACUAGUGAUUGGAGUUAAGUGGAAACUGUACCAACUUGAUGUGAAAUCUGCCUUCCUUAAUGGUGUGCUACAAGAGGAAGUCUACGUCAAUCAACCUGAAGGUUUUGUAAUUAAAGGCAAAGAAGACAAAGUUUAUCGUCUACAUAAAGCUCUCUAUGGUCUGAAGCAAGCACCAAGGGCUUGGUAUGGAGAGAUAGACAGCUAUUUCACUCACUGUGGUUUCAAGAAAAGUCUAAGUGAAGCAACCUUGUACACCAAGGAAAGGGGAGAUAAGGAUAUUCUAAUUGUCUCUAUCUAUGUAGAUGACAUUGUCUACACAGGGAGCAAUAAGGAAUUGCUAGAUGAAUUUAAGGAAGAUAUGAUGACUAAAUAUGAGAUGACAGAUUUAGGUCUCUUGCAUCAUUUUCUUGGCAUGGGAGUUAUUCAAACUGAGUCUAGUAUAUUUCUACAUCAAAAGAAGUAUGCUAGCACCUUGUUGAACAAAUUUGGCUUGACUGAAUGCAAAUCUGUAACCACACCUCUUGUUGCCACUGAGAAACUAGCUAAGGAUGAUGGAAGUGGAGCUGCAAAUGAAGAGCAAUACAGGAGCAUUGUAGGUAGUCUCUUGUACCUAACUGCUACUAGACCAGAUAUUAUGUAUGCCUCAAGUCUGCUUGCUCAGUUCAUGCAUUGCCCCACAAAUAGGCACUAUGGAACAGCUAAAAAAGUCUUGAGAUACAUCAAAGGAACUCUAGACUAUGGUCUAGAAUAUGUGAAAGGCAAGAGAUCAAUACUAAUUGGUUACUGUGACAGUGAUUGGGGAGGUUCAGUUGGAGAUAGCAAAAGCACAUCAGGGUAUGCUUUUACCUUUGGCAGUGGAGUGUUUUCUUGGGCUUCAGUCAAACAGAACUGUGUAGCAUUGUCCACUGCAGAAGCUGAGUACAUCAGUGCAGCUGAAGCUACUACACAGGCUAUUUGGUUACGUUUUGUGCUAGAGGACUUUGGAGAGCUACAAACUGAAGCUACCUCAUUGCAUUGUGACAACAUCUCAACAAUUGCAAUCACUAAGAACCCUGUGUUUCACCAGAAGACUAAGCACAUUGAUAGAAGAUACCAUUUCAUCAAGGAUGCUUUGCAAGAAGGAGUUAUUAAUCUGGAAUAUUGUCCCACGAAUGAGCAACUGGCUGACAUAUUCACCAAACCUUUGGCCAAAGAUAGAUUCAAUUAUCUCAGAGAGAUGCUUGGAGUGAAAUCAGCUCAAGACUUAAAGGGGAGUGUUGAAUUAUAA
Molecule: messenger RNA, 4218 nt
Organism: Prunus armeniaca (apricot)
Lineage: Eukaryota; Viridiplantae; Streptophyta; Magnoliopsida; Rosales; Rosaceae
Source: the annotation of a GenBank genome assembly